AUGCGUGAAAUCGUUCACAUUCAAGCCGGACAGUGCGGUAAUCAGAUUGGUUCCAAGUUCUGGGAGGUGAUAUCUGAUGAACACGGAAUCGACCCUACCGGACAGUACGUUGGAGACUCCGAUCUUCAACUUGAGAGAAUCAACGUCUAUUACAAUGAAGCCGGAAGCAACAAAUAUGUUCCAAGAGCUGUCCUCGUGGAUUUGGAGCCUGGAACUAUGGACUCUGUGAGAUCUGGACCAUUUGGACAACUCUUCCGUCCGGAUAACUACGUUUUCGGACAAAGUGGAGCUGGAAACAACUGGGCCAAAGGACACUACACCGAAGGAGCCGAGCUAGUUGAUAACGUUUUGGAUGUGGUCAGAAAGGAGGCUGAAAGCACUGAUUGUCUUCAAGGAUUCCAACUCACUCACUCUCUUGGAGGAGGAACAGGAUCUGGAAUGGGAACUCUUUUGAUUUCGAAAAUCCGCGAGGAAUACCCAGACAGAAUUAUGAAUACUUUCUCUGUUGUGCCAAGUCCAAAAGUGUCUGAUACUGUUGUUGAACCAUACAAUGCUACCCUGUCUGUUCACCAGCUGGUCGAGAACACCGACGAGACGUUCUGCAUUGACAAUGAGGCAUUGUACGACAUCUGCUUCCGCACUCUGAAACUCACCACGCCGACAUACGGAGAUUUGAACCAUCUGGUGUCAGCCACGAUGAGUGGUGUCACCACUUGCCUUCGUUUCCCUGGACAACUUAAUGCCGAUCUUCGCAAGUUGGCAGUAAACAUGGUUCCAUUCCCACGCCUUCAUUUCUUCAUGCCUGGAUUUGCUCCGUUGACUAGCAGAAGUAACCAACAGUACCGCGCUAUCACCGUUCCGGAGCUCACUCAACAAUGUUUCGAUGCUAAGAACAUGAUGGCUGCCUGUGACCCAAGACAUGGACGUUACCUAACCGCCGCUGCAAUCUUUCGUGGAAGAAUGAGCAUGAAAGAGGUUGAUGAGCAGAUGCUCAACAUCCAGAACAAGAACUCCUCCUACUUCGUCGACUGGAUCCCAAACAAUGUCAAGACUGCAGUCUGUGACAUUCCGCCAAGAGGACUCAAGAUGUCGGCUACCUUCAUUGGAAACUCCACUGCUAUCCAAGAGCUCUUCAAGAGAAUCAGCGAGCAAUUCACUGCCAUGUUCCGCCGUAAAGCCUUCCUUCAUUGGUACACUGGCGAAGGAAUGGACGAGAUGGAGUUCACUGAAGCCGAGAGCAACAUGAACGACUUGGUCUCCGAGUACCAACAGUACCAGGAGGCAGCCGCUGAUGAGGACGCUGCUGAAGCCUUCGACGGAGAGUAA
Molecule: messenger RNA, 1326 nt
Organism: Caenorhabditis briggsae
Lineage: Eukaryota; Metazoa; Nematoda; Chromadorea; Rhabditida; Rhabditidae
Gene: Cbr-mec-7
Product: Protein CBR-MEC-7
Exons: 5
Coding region: 1-1326 (441 amino acids)
Biological process (GO): microtubule cytoskeleton organization; mitotic cell cycle
Cellular component (GO): microtubule; cytoplasm
Molecular function (GO): structural constituent of cytoskeleton; GTP binding; GTPase activity
Source: RefSeq, a predicted model, not a curated record